AUGCCAAAUAUUAAACCAAUCAGUAGAAAAAUGGUUAAAGCGAAAUGCCCAUGUUAUAGCAAACAAUCAACUCCAAGACUAAAUUCUGAACCAAAGAAUCCAUUUAAACUUUUGAGAUCAUCGAAAGAAAAACAACAAAAAGAAAAAGAGAGUCAAGAAAAUCCGAUAGCGGAAGCCCAAGAUUUUAAUGUUCUAAACAAAGAAAAUACUUUCGAAGAAAUAAAAGAUGAAAUAGAAGAUGUUAGAUCUCAAUUCAAGAUAUCAAUUCCUUUUGCAUUUGCAGUGUUCAACACGAUGCAAGUUACAUAUGAAACUCCAAAAUUAUACUCACAAACUUUUAAUAUUUUGAAAUCCAAUGAAAAUUCGUUACCAUAUGAAGAGGGAUAUAGCAUAAAAGGAGAAAAAGAAGUUAUUAAUGCAAUAGAGAGAAAUCAAAGAUUGAGUGAAGAAGGGUUCAAAUAUUUGAGUCAUAUAAAGAAAAAUUAUAAAGAUUUGAAAUUUCCUAAGAAGGUAGAACGCCAAUUUGAUAGAAUCAUUAUUAAUCUAGAAAAUAAUUAA
Messenger RNA from Trichomonas vaginalis G3, 558 nucleotides. RefSeq lists its product as uncharacterized. The transcript has a single exon. Lineage: Eukaryota; Parabasalia; Trichomonadida; Trichomonadidae. The record is from RefSeq and is a predicted model, not a curated record. The coding region runs from base 1 to 558 and encodes 185 amino acids.